CGGCGUGAACCGAGGAAGCCAGUCAGUCAGUCGAGCGCGAGCGUAGUGUCAGUACCGUAGUGAGGUAGACCUUGUGGACUGUACGUACCUAACUACUCACACUACCCUCGUUUUGACGUUUGUGAGUGGCUCAAGAUGACGGUGGAAGUGUGCACGCGCGUGGGUGUGCGGGUGUCGGCCGCCCCCGGGGCUAUCAAGGACGAGUCACAGCCUGGAGGUGGUAACUCCCCCGCCCACGAGACCUCAGAAGCCCCAACACCCAGACCCAAGUUCAUGAUCACAGACAUCCUCGCCCAGCACAAACCUCCUCCUCCACCCAUCUCCGUCCAUAACGAGGCUAUAGCGCCGCCCACGCCCUCGUGCAUAGAAGAACCCAAAGAUUUGAGCCUCACGAGGGGUCCUCCUCACGCCGAGGACGACGACAUAGACCUCGAGGGCGACGCCAGUCACGACGAAGAAGACCCAGAUAACAACGACACAGACAACGUUGAGGGGUGCGCGGACGGGUCAGGACCGCCGCCGUGCAAGAAGCAACGGAAGGCGCGGACAGCGUUCUCUGACAACCAGCUGCAGACGCUGGAGAAGAGCUUCGAGCGUCAGAAGUACCUGAGUGUGCAGGACCGCAUGGAGCUGGCUGCCAAGCUGAACCUGACCGACACCCAGGUCAAGACCUGGUACCAGAACAGACGGACCAAGUGGAAGCGCCAGACGGCCGUGGGUCUGGAGCUGCUGGCAGAGGCUGGCAACUACGCCGCAGUCCAACGUAUCUACAGCACGCCGUACGGCUGGCCUUACCCGCCUCAACCCUCUGCCGCCGCCGCUGCCGCUGCCGCCGCUGCACUCAGCCCCGCCGCCUCCGUCGACCUUUACUACCGUCAGGCCGCCGCCGCCGCCGCUCUACAGAAGCCCCUGGCCUACCGUCUCUACCCCCCUGGCCUGCCCAUUCUGUCCCCGAUGCAUUCAGACCCUCUGAGGGACGCUCUCCGACCCGAAGCCCUAAGACCAGAGACCAUCAGACCUGAGGCCCUAAGACCGGAACUCCGCCACGACGCCCUGAGACACGAGAUGCUGCGUCAGGACCUCCGCUCAGAGACCCUGCGACCCGAGGCGCUGCGACCGGACGUGCUGCGCUCCCUGGCCUGCUCCAUGGCUGGUGGUUCCCCUCUGGUGGGCUCCUCCCUCACCGUGACGGCCUCUCUUCCUUCCUCACCACUCACCUCCCCUCUUUCCUCCUCCGCCUCUCCCUCCCCUCUAUCCUCGGGCGGGCCACUCUCAGCGCCGUCUUUGCCGCCUUACUACCGCUCGGAGGCCGCGUCGCAGGUCUAAGAAACAACUCUCUCCUCCUCCGCCCCUUCCACCAGAGCCUCCGUUUCCCUCUCCCACCCUCAUCAUUCUCUCUCUCGCACACACACAUAUACACACUCACAUGCCACUGCCUCAUCCCUCACUGAAUCAUUCCACAUCACGGAGGCUCUGUGUCUGUAAAUAUUAUAUCUACCGUGUAAUCCCAGUGCUCAUUGUACAUAGGAGUGUUGUCAUAUUCAUGGAGUCAGUAUGUGAGGCACUAUUUUGGGCUAAGUUGUUCCCUCUGUCUGACUUCUUGUCCUCCUUCACCUCUCUACGACAAACCCAUAAUUCAUCCCUAGACUUCCAGUCCCAACCAAUCUACGACCCCCACCAUCCCACCUUGGAUACCCACUCAACCUAUCUACGACCCGACCCCCCCCCCUCCCUCCAUCCCUCACCUCAUCCUCGUGAAGAGUCAAACACUAUAGGACUUGUAUACGAACUAGGUUGUCCUAUAGCCUAUAUCCUCCACCUAUGAUCCCUCCUCCCCCGC
Messenger RNA from Homarus americanus (American lobster), 1840 nucleotides. Its product is annotated as barH-like 1 homeobox protein. Gene Ontology annotation, biological process: regulation of transcription by RNA polymerase II. Gene Ontology annotation, cellular component: nucleus. Gene Ontology annotation, molecular function: DNA-binding transcription factor activity, RNA polymerase II-specific; RNA polymerase II transcription regulatory region sequence-specific DNA binding. The transcript has 3 exons. The coding region runs from base 136 to 1326 and encodes 396 amino acids. The record is from RefSeq and is a predicted model, not a curated record. NCBI's taxonomy places the organism in Eukaryota, Metazoa, Arthropoda, Malacostraca, Decapoda, Nephropidae.